AUGUACAAAGGCUCCAAGGCUGGCAUGGGCUCCCAUCCCCAGCUCCCACCUGUGGAUGUGAUGGCAGCUCCUGCUGUGUCCUGGUGUCUGUCCCUCCUUGUCUUCCUGUUGCCCCUGGCCAUCCCUUGGGCAUCUACACUGGUGAACGGACUGAAUACCUCCUCACCUGGUAGGUGCAGGAGUGGCGGCCAAACCCCAGAGGGCCAUGGGCACCCUGCAGCCAGCCAUGUACGUCUCGUCUUGCCAGCAGGCGCUUCCAAGCUCACGUGCUUCUACAACUCGAGGGCCAACGUCUCCUGUGUCUGGAGCCGGGAUGGGGACCUGCAGGCCACGACCUGCCACCUCCAUGCCCAGCCGGAUAAAAGGUGGUGGAACAAAUCCUGCGAGCUUCUUCCAGUGAAGCCGGGAUCCUGGGCGUGUAACCUGAUCCUAGGACCUCCAGAUUCUCAGAAACUGACCAUAGUUGACAUCAUCAGCUUGACCGUGAUGUGCUGCGAAGGGGAGAGGUGGAGGAGGAUGAUGACCCAGGACUUCAAGCCCUUUGAGUACAUUCGUCUGAUGCCCCCUCACUCCCUCCAAGUCGUCCACAUAGGGACCCACAGAUGCAACAUAACCUGGAACGUCUCCCAGUUCUCCCACUACAUUCAAAGCAAUGUGGAGUUUGAGGCCCGGACAAGGUCCCCAGGCCACAGCUGGGAGGACGCCCCGCUGCUGACUCUCAGGCAGAACCAGCAAUGGAUCUCCCUGGAGACACUGGCUCCAGACACCCUGUAUGAACUUCAGGUGCGGGCCAGGCCCCAGCUAGGCAACCAUGAGGCCUGGAGCCCUUGGAGCCAGCCCCUGGCCUUCAGGACAAGGCCUACAGCAACCAGGAAGAAGACCCUGCCCUUUCCUUGGUCGGGCAACAUCAUCUUGGGCCUCGGUGGUGCCUUUGCGUUUGUUCUCUUGGUUUACUUUCUGGCCAACUUUCGGUACAUCGGGCCGUGGCUGAAGAAGGUUCUGAAGUGUCACAUCCCAGACCCCUCGGAGUUCUUUUCCCAGCUGAGCUCCGAGCAUGGAGGAGAUUUCCAGAAGUGGCUCUCCUCGCCCUUCCCCUCAUCCUCCUUCAGCCCCAGUGGCCCAGCGCCCGAGAUCUCCCCACUGGAGGUGCUGGACAGGGACACCAAGGCCACGCAGCUGCUCCUGCUGCAGCAGCAGGACAAGGGCUCGUCGUCCUCAACCGAGACCAGCGGCCACUCGGUGACCAGCUGCUUCACCAACCAGGGCUACUUCUUCUUCCACCUCCCAGACGCCCUGGAGAUCGAGGCCUGCCAGGUGUACUUCGCCUAUGACCCCUUCACGGAGCAGCCUGAGGAGGGUGGGCCUGGGGCGCCCGAGGGGGCUCUCCUCCCACCUCUGCCACCUCUGCCAGGGGAGGACGAUGCCUACUGCACCUUCCCCCCCGGGGACGACCUGCUGCUCUUCUCCCCCAGUCUCUUCGGUGGCCCAGGCCCCCCGAACACUGCCCUGGGGGGCACUGGGGCUGGUGAAGGGAGGCUGCCCCCUGCCCCGCAGGAGGGAGUUCCUGGAAACUGGGCCCCCCAGCCCCUGGGACCUCCCCCCCAGGAAGCCCCUGACCUGGUGGAUUUGCAGUCACCCCUGGAGCAGGCUCCAGGAGAAGCAGGAGAGGAAGUGCCUGUCCUGAGCCCGAGGGAGAGGGCCGGCUUCCCCUGGGCCAGCCCUCCUGGGCAAGGCCAGAUCAGGGCCCCCAUCUCCUGCCUGAACACCGAUGCCUACCUGUCCCUCCAAGAGCUCCAGGAUCAGGACCCGGCUUACUCGGUGUAGACAGACGGCCAGGGCUGGGAGGCAGGUGGCCGUCCACUGUGGAGCUAGGCCCAGCUGAGGACUCUCUGUCUGUGAGGCUCGUCUGCUGCUGAUACUCGGUGUUAGCUGCCCCUGGUCAUCUCUGGCCAGAGGGCCCUCACUCAGCCCCGCACACUUACCUGUUCACCUCCAAACUUCAGUUGCUGCUCUCUGGUCCUAAGGCGCUAGCCAAGAACUUCGGGGGGAGAGGCACUUUGACUCCCCCCACUCCCUCGUCCAUCGUGGGGUCCUGUGGGUUUUGCCUCUGAAGCAUCCUUCCUCCCCAGCCCUGAAGCUACUCUUCAGGGAGAUUUCGUGGUUCUCCAGGGGUCUUUACCCUGGGCUCCUCGCAGGGCUUCCUGGCCCAGUCACACCCCCUCCCACCCACUCACCACAGGAAAACCAGAAUGCUCUUUCCAAAACACAAACAGGGCGCUGCUGCUCCCAGUGUAAAACUCUGCCGUGGCUCCCCACUGCCCUCAGCACCACUUCUUGGCCUGCCCCUUGCCCCUCCAGCAUCGUGUAGGGACAUUCCCUUCUGGAACCCUCCCAAGAGUGCUACUGAGCCACCUGGAGCACCUUCAUUCCCUGACACCUUCACACAUGCAAUUCCCUGUGCCCGGGGUGCCCGCGCCUCCCUCAUCCAGGUGACAAGCUCCCUUUAUCCUUCAAGUGUCAGUUCCGCUUCCUUUGGAGGGAAGCACCGCCUCCUUUAAUGUGCCCAAACUUUGAGAUUCGGUGCUGGAGGGACAGGCUCUCAGGGUCACAGGAUGGCUGGACAAAGUGGCCCUGUGACUUCCCCUUUGGGAUCUCUCGUGACCUUGGAAUGCUUGGCUACAGCAUCCCUAACGCUGUGGCCCCAGUAUGGACACAGGUGUCCCAGCAAAGUGGACACUGGCUGGAUCUUUCCACAAUGGCUUCACAGAUUCAUAAGGCAUUACUGGAAAGUAAACCCCUCCUAGUGGCAGGUCCUGAUGCUGUCACAGGGAGCCAUCCUUUGGGCGCCUCCUGCUCCACCCUCCACUGGAGGGGUUUUUUCUGCAGCUCAGGGGCUGGCACACUGCCUCCAGAUGGCAGCUCCAUUCACUGCACUUGACACAGUGCACGUGGCACCCCGUCAUAUUCCGUGGGUGAAUUAAUGAACUAUCUGGCAUCCCCUUGCCUGGGCUCCCUGUGCCCAGCUGCCUUCAGGAGGGGGGUACCAUCCACCUCACAGGAGUACCCCUGGGGCCUUGACCUUUCUGAGGGUCAAGGCCUGGAGAGGCGGCAAUCCAGGCCCAUUAGGUUCCAGCACGCCCGCUCCAGCUAGAGGCUCGUCCCCUCACAUGGCGAUCCUCCCCCACCACACACCGCUAGCCCCUUCCUUCUCGGUGCUCCCCACCACUCGUCCACUUCUCUUCCCUCUGUCCCUGGCACUUUUCACACUAGUGAUGCCUAUAACAACCUUCCUUCUUGAUUACAACUCCUGGGAAGACAGGGACCGCAACAGGUCCCAGCUAACUCCAAGGUGUGAAAGCACCGGUGCCUGCGUUUAUAGGCCCUGCUUGCAGCUGAUUGGACACCUGACACAAGUCCACCCAUAGGUUCAUCAGUAGCCUAUGAGAUGGCUUAGAACAGAAUAGCUGUCCAAUCAGGGAGGCUGGGCCUGAGCUGGCCAAUCAGGUUUCUCUCAGUCUUGACUAUUUGAAUACAGGACCUGGAGGGAGGUCCCUGAGGAGCAGGUGCACGUGGAGAAGGGCCCCCCAAAGGCUACAGAGCAGUUAGCAAGGGCGCCUGGGCUCCUAGCACUGAUACCCCUGCUCCCCAGGGGGCUACUUCCUGUUUCUUUUAUGGCUGAAAUAAACUCCCCUUUCCUGAGGUUGUCUGAGUCUUGGAUCCUUACCAUGGAAUAGCUUAAUUACCAGGCCAUCUCACUUCCCACCUCCUGCCAUAGGAUGCUGUGUGUUCUGGGCCAUGAGUCUCCUCAGUCCUGAGGAGAGCAUCAGACCCAAGCUCAGUGCCCACAGCUUUGCUCUGUGUCCUGGGGCAAACUAGGAAAUCUCUCUGCAAGGGAAUUUCCACUUUGCAGAAUUCUUGGGAGGGUUACCUUUCUCAGCCCUUGGUCAUUGUGUAAGAUAUAUGUAUCUCUCUCACACGUGUGUGUGUGUGUGUGUGUGUGUGUGUGUAUACAUAUAUACAGUUUAAAUGAUCUGUGUGUAUCAUCUUUGUUAUGUUUACCUAAUAUUUUUCUUUAAAUCAACUCACUUUUUUGUUUAAAUACUUUUAUUUAAAGAAAAAUCUUUGUAUUG
Hippopotamus amphibius kiboko is the source of this 4130-nucleotide messenger RNA. RefSeq names its product interleukin 2 receptor subunit beta (gene IL2RB). The record is from RefSeq and is a predicted model, not a curated record. Bases 1 to 1824 code for a protein of 607 amino acids. Gene Ontology annotation, molecular function: protein binding; cytokine receptor activity. Gene Ontology annotation, cellular component: external side of plasma membrane; membrane. Lineage: Eukaryota; Metazoa; Chordata; Mammalia; Artiodactyla; Hippopotamidae. Gene Ontology annotation, biological process: immunoglobulin mediated immune response; cytokine-mediated signaling pathway. The transcript has 10 exons.